CCAGAGGUACCCCAGCCAGCCGGCCUCAUCAGUGCGGCUCUGGCCACCAUACUGUGAGGGUGUACACAUCAUCUCCGCUCCUUCUCGCCUAGUCCAGCUGCUGUUAUAGGGUUGCAGCAGCUGAAGAACGUCUAGAUGGCUCCAGUUCACGAGUAUACACGUAGCUGCUUCUGGGUGCGUCCUCACCAGAGGUUUUGUGGUUACACAAUGCCGUUUCCCGCCUUCACCUGCUCCGUGACGCCACCAGAACCGGUUCGAUUUCUGUGUCUUUAUGGCCCAAGGUGUGAUAAUGGGUCGGUUCACGGCGAUGAUGAUGAUGGUGACAGCGAUGGUGACGGUGGGUUGUGACGCACAGCAAGGAGCCAGUUGUACGGCGAGGGGCCGGCGGGGCGUGUGUGGGCCCAUCAUCAACUGUCCCGCGCUCCUCACUCUCCUCAACCUGAUAAAGGCAGGACGGGCGCCCCCGCAAGCAGUCGACACCUUGCGCAGCGCCAUCUGUGGCUUCGACAACAACUUCCCUCUGGUGUGCUGCUCGUCUCCUGGACCCGCUGCCCCGGGGCCGGGGAAUCUGGUGAAGCCCGUCCUGCCCACCUCCUGCGGCGUCUCCGCCCUUACUGACAGGAUCAUUGACGGGCACGACGCCCCCCUCCUGGCCUGGCCCUGGAUGGCCCUCCUACGAGGCAGAUUUAAAGGACAGUUGACGUGGUUCUGUGGCGGGGUGCUCAUCUCUGACCGCUACGUCCUCACGGCCGCCCACUGUUUCAAGUCCAACCUGCUCACCCUGGAGAGCGUAAGGAUCGGGGAACACACCUUGAACCAGGACCGGGACUGUGAGAAAGGGAUCUGUGCUCCUCUGCCCCAAGACAUUCCUGUGGCCCAAGUGAUCAACCAUCCAGAGUACGGGAAGCCGUGCCCCGAGUGUAACGACAUCGCGCUCCUGAGGCUGGCCCAUCCUGCCACCAUGAACUCGCUACACGUGGUGCCCAUCUGCCUGCCUCUCAACCCCCAGAAGGACCUGGGCUUCAGCGAGCAGCAGUUUAUUGGGAAGUCUGCCUGGGCGGCCGGCUGGGGCACCACCUCCAGAGAUUCGUCAGAGUUCAUUCGACUCAACCCUCUGCAGCAAGUGCAGUUGCCCAUCCAAAACUUGCAAUAUUGUGAGACUCUGAGACAAGGUUAUCCGGACCGUCGCAUGGUGCUGUGUGCAGGUGGAGAGGGCAAGGACACCUGCAGGGGGGACUCUGGCGGGCCCCUGGCCUUCACCAACACCGGGGGCACCAGGCACUUCGUGGUUGGCAUUACCAGCCGGGGCCCCAGAGAGUGCGGCUCCACCAACACCCAGGGACUCUACACCAAUGUGGCCUUCUAUGCUUCUUGGAUCACCAAUAACUUGAAGCCGUAAAUGUUACUUCCGUUAACAACAAGAGCCUUCACCCGAGUACGUCUCAACCUACAACAACAAGAGCCUUCACCCGAGUACGUCUCAACAUACAACAACAAGAGCCUUCACCAGAGUACGUCUCAACCUACAACAACAAGAGCCUUCACCAGAGUACGUCUCAACCUACAACAACAAGAGCCUUCACCAGAGUACGUCUCAACCUACAACAACAAGAGCCUUCACCAGAGUACGUCUCAACCUACAACAACAAGAGCCUUCACUAGAGUACGUCUCAACAUACAACAACAACAAGAGCCUUCACUAGAGUACGUCUCAACCUACAACAACAACAAGAGCCUUCACUAGAGUACGUCUCAACCUACAACAACAACAAGAGCCUUCACUAGAGUACGUCUCAACAUACAACAACAAGAGCCUUCACCCGAGUACGUCUCAACCUACAACAACAAGAGCCUUCACCCGAGUACGUCUCAACCUACAACAAAAAGAGCCUUCACUAGAGUACGUCUCAACCUACAACAACAACAAGAGCCUUCACUAGAGUACGUCUCAACAUACAACAACAAGAGCCUUCACUAGAGUACGUCACAACCUACAACAACAACAACCUUCACUAGAGUACGUCUCAACAUACAACAAGAGCCUUCACCAGAGUACGUCUCAACCUACAACAACAACAAGAGCCUUCACUAGAGUACGUCACAACAUAAAAAGAAUUGUGAAUACCUUUCACCAUAUGGCAUUAACCCCGCCAACAUCCAUGUUAGUCGGAUUCAAUGUGUUUUUAUACCUCUGUUUGAGUUCAUUUUGACCGAAUACCGUAAGUGUUCUGUCUCUGUUAUCCUCAUUACCAGCUCCUGAUCAAUGUUCUGUAUACAGAUAAUAAAAAUUUACAUAAUAUUC
This is a messenger RNA of Procambarus clarkii (red swamp crayfish), 2302 nucleotides long. NCBI's taxonomy places the organism in Eukaryota, Metazoa, Arthropoda, Malacostraca, Decapoda, Cambaridae. The record is from RefSeq and is a predicted model, not a curated record.